UCUGCCUUGGAGUAGUCGGUGAAAGCGAGAGAGAUGAGCAAAUUGGAGGAGAUGAGUUGCGUUUACAAGAACCCAAAUGCGCCAAUAGAGGAUCGGAUCAAAAACCUUGUUUCUGGGAUGACCCUGCAAGAAAAGAUUGGUCAAAUGACUCAAAUCGAGCUCUGUGUUGCUACUCCCUCCGAUGUCAGAGACCUCUCCAUCGGGAGUAUGAUCAGUGGUGGAGGAAAACCACCUUUAGAGAAAGCAACGCCCUCCGAUUGGGCAGAUACAGUUGACAGGUUCCAGCAGGCGGCACUUGAUUCAAGGCUUGGAAUACCGCUUAUAUAUGGGAUUGAUGCGGUUCAUGGUAACAACAGGUUCUAUGGUGCUACUAUAUUUCCUCACAAUAUUGGCCUUGGAGCAACGAGAGAUGCUGAUUUGGCUCAAAGGAUUGGGGCUGCAGUAGCUCUUGAAGUCAGGGCAAGCGGCAUUCACUUUAACUUUGCUCCCUGUGUCGCUGUAUGCAGAGAUCCCAGAUGGGGAAGAUGCUAUGAGAGUUUUAGUGAAGACACUAACAUUGUGAGAAAGAUGACUUCCAUUAUUACAGGUUUACAGGGACAGCCACCCAGUGGACAUCCGAAGGGCUAUCCUUUUGUAGCUGGCAGAGACAAUGUUAUUGCAUGUGCCAAGCAUUUUGUUGGAGAUGGGGGUACUGACAAGGGUACAAAUGAGGGAAACACUGUAUCCUCAUACGAUGACUUAGAGAGGAUCCACAUGGCACCUUAUCUGGACUGUCUAAAUGAGGGAGUUUCAACAGUUAUGGCAUCUUAUUCUAGUUGGAAUGGAUGUAAACUUCAUGCUCAUCAUUUCCUCCUGACAGAUAUUUUGAAAGACAAACUAGGAUUUAAGGGUUUUGUGAUUUCUGAUUGGAAAGCACUUGACAGACUUAGUGAACCUAAAGGCUCAAACUACCGUCACUGUGUUUACACGGCAAUUAAUGCUGGAAUCGACAUGGUGAUGGUGCCUCAUAGAUAUAAACAAUUUAUUGAGGAUUUGACAUCCCUGGUUGAAUCAGGGGAGAUACAGAUGUCCAGGAUAGAUGAUGCUGUUGAAAGAAUACUGAGAGUGAAGUUUGUUGCUGGUCUUUUUGAAUAUCCCUUCUCUGACAGAUCUCUGCUAGAUAUGGUUGGCUGCAAGCUGCACAGGGAACUAGCCCGUGAAGCUGUUCGCAAGUCCUUGGUUCUAUUGAAAAACGGAAAGAAUCCAGGAAAGCCAUUCCUUCCAUUAGACAAAAAUGCCAGAAGAAUUCUUGUUGCAGGAACACAUGCUGACGAUCUUGGAUACCAGUGCGGAGGGUGGACACGUUACUGGCAGGGAAGCAGCGGCAGGAUUACAAUCGGCACAACAAUCUUGGAUGCCUUGAGAGAAGUCGUGGGAGAAAAAACAGAGGUGAUUUAUGACAAGUAUCCUUCACCAGACAGCUUUGCCAGGCAGAACUUUUCUUUCGCCAUUGUGGCUGUUGGUGAAGAACCAUAUGCAGAAUCUGUGGGAGACAACUCAGAGCUUAUAAUCCCCUUCAAUGGAAGUGAGUUAAUAAGUUCAGUUGCUGAAAGAAUCCCCACAUUGGUAAUCCUGAUAUCAGGAAGACCCUUAGUUAUAGAGCCAUGGCUUUUGGAAAAGGUGGAUGCUCUGAUUGCUGCUUGGUUACCUGGAACUGAAGGAAGGGGAAUAACUGAUGUCGUUUAUGGAGACUAUGAAUUUGAGGGUCGACUACCAAUGACAUGGUUUAGGGCAAUCAAACAGCUGCCAAUUAACAGCGAAGAUAAUUCAUGUGAUCCUUUGUUUCCGCUCGGCUUUGGAUUGACAUGCUGUUAAGGACUAAGCAGAAACCUGUAGGCUAAAUAAUUCAUGGCCCAGGCCAGCCAGUAGUGCAUGUUUUUUUCUUUCCUUUUUUAGCAAAACAUCUGGUCCAUGAUCAAAUUUCAUCCUUGAUUUUGCACUUUUCCUGAAAAGCUGCUCAUGAAUGAACUCAACCACAUUGUUGUUGCCCUGCAAUCUCUCACAGUUUCCAAG
Theobroma cacao (cacao) is the source of this 2052-nucleotide messenger RNA. RefSeq lists its product as uncharacterized. Lineage: Eukaryota; Viridiplantae; Streptophyta; Magnoliopsida; Malvales; Malvaceae. Gene Ontology annotation, biological process: glucan catabolic process. The record is from RefSeq and is a predicted model, not a curated record. Gene Ontology annotation, molecular function: beta-glucosidase activity.